Papilio machaon (common yellow swallowtail) is the source of this 770-nucleotide messenger RNA. RefSeq names its product magnetosome-associated protein MamJ. The record is from RefSeq and is a predicted model, not a curated record. Bases 93 to 713 code for a protein of 206 amino acids. The transcript has 2 exons. Lineage: Eukaryota; Metazoa; Arthropoda; Insecta; Lepidoptera; Papilionidae.
UAUCUACUCGAUAUCUGCUCCUUAUUAAAUUCGCGGCUGCACUGUUUAUUGACAUACAAGUUUAAACUACCAACAGUAACACAGAUUAAAAUAUGAAGGUAUUUAUAUUUGGAUUAUUACUGGCACUUGCCAACGCCAGCCCUUUGCCUUUGAAUGAAGAAGUCGAUGGACCAGUAGAGUUCAUUGUCAAUGGUGUACCUGAAGGAGAAGCAUUAGACAUCGGUCAUAUUCUUGAUAUCCAGCUUAACAAACAUGUCGACGGUCAAGUGGUUGCUUCAUCUGACCUUCUGUACCCAUUAACUGCACAAGGGCUGGCUGAUGCUGCUGCGGCUCAAGAAAACGCUCCCGUUAGACCUGAUCCCGAAGGUUUACCUCUACCAGAAUCACCUGAACCUUCUCCGGAAGUAGUCAUCCCCGGUCCGAUAGUUCUGCCCAUGCCAGUCCUUCCUGAAGUACAACCUGAACCAGAGGUGGUCAUACCCGGCCCGAUUGUUCUGCCCAUGCCAGUCCUUCCUGAAGUUCAACCAGAACCAGUACUAGUAGAAGAAGAGGCAUCUCAAAACCCGAAUGGUGAGAUUUUCAAUGACGGUAAUGUACAAGUUAUUGUCAACGGUCCCGAACAACCUGGAGUGCUCUCAUCUAUCCAAAGCUGGUUCCAAAUGUUCCUGAACUACUUCAGCAACGGCGUGCAAACCACACAGCAGAUAUUCUAAAUUUAAAGUGAAUUUAAAAGGCUGCUUUAUAAUCGGUUAUGUAAAAUUUUGUAAAUG